GAUGGUCAAAAGGCUAAACUCUGAGCUGUGGCCAUCCAAGAGAAAGACAUAAAAUCACAAGAGGUCCUAGUCACAAGAACAUACGGUGAUCAGGAUGACAUGCAGUGUAUUCAGAAAAAAAAUUAUCUGGAUAAAGGACUUGCAUUCAUGUUAUUCUUUACAUAAGUUAGUGGGGUAUAAACGUAAAGCCUCUUUAUGCAAAGAUAUGCAUAACUCACUUUCUCACUCUGUACUAUUGCAUGAACCUGCUUUUUAUCAUCAAGCCUUGCACUGCUGCACCCAAUGAUCCCCUCAAUCAUCUCAUUUAUAUACUUCUCUGCUUCCUCACCUCUUUCUCUGAAACAACUAUCUUAACUGCCUUUCCCUCUCUUUCCCACAUGGCUCCCAAGUUUGUUUAUUUCCUAUUUGUGUCACUUAUAUCUAUAAUCUGCCCUUUGCAAGCCAUCAGUACAAAUCAGUCCCAAUUUUUCAAUCUAAUGAGAAAUUCUCUCUCAGGAAAUGCCUUGUUUGAUUGGGAGGUCACUGGAGGGAAAUCUUACUGCAAUUUCAAGGGAGUUGGCUGCAACAGUCAAGGGCAUGUUGAGAAACUUGACAUGACUGGUUGGUCAAUCUCCGGCCGUUUCCCAGCUGGUAUAUGCUCUUAUCUGCCUGAGUUGCGUAUUCUCCGUCUCAGCCACAACCAUCUCCAUGGUGAUUUCCUUCAUAGCAUCAUUAACUGCUCUUUCUUGGAGGAGCUGAAUAUGAGUUCUUUGUAUCUCGCUGGAGCACUUCCUGAUUUCUCAACAUUGAAAUCUCUUCGGGUGCUUGACAUGUCAUACAAUCUCUUCACAGGUGACUUUCCAAUGUCAGUGACUAAUCUUACUGACCUUCAGAUACUUAACUUCAAUGAAAACGUGGAACUCAACAUGUGGCAACUGCCGGAGAACGUUUCGAAGAUGACAAGGCUUAAAUCAAUGAUGUUGAUGACAUGCAUGUUAUAUGGUCCAAUCCCAAAAUCAAUAGGAAACAUGACAUCCCUUGUUGAUCUUGAAUUAAGUGGGAAUUACCUCACGGGACAAAUUCCUGCAGAGAUAGGAUCAUUGAAGAACUUGCAAAGCCUUGAGCUCUAUUAUAAUUAUCAUCUUUCUGGCAGCAUACCUGAUGAAUUUGGAAAUUUAACAGAGCUGGUAGACUUGGACAUUUCAGUCAAUAAGUUAACAGGAAAUAUUCCAGAAUCUAUAUGUCGGCUUCCCAAGCUCGAAGUCUUGCAGCUUUACAACAACAGCCUCACAGGAGAAAUCCCUAGUGCUAUUGCCAACUCAACGACUUUGCGCAUUUUAUCAAUUUACGACAACUCUUUUACAGGAGAAGUUCCACAAAACUUGGGGAAGCUGUCAGCUAUGGUUGUCCUAGACUUGUCAGAGAACCGCCUAUCGGGUCCGUUACCUGCACAAGUUUGCAACAGAGGUAAAUUGUUGUACUUUCUUGUGUUGGAUAACAUGUUUUCUGGAACACUACCCGAUAGUUAUGCAAAAUGCAACACCCUUCUACGGUUUCGAGUCAAUCAUAACCGUUUGGAGGGCCCAAUACCAAGAGGACUUCUAGGUCUUCCACAUGUUUCAAUCAUUGAUUUGAGUUGCAAUAAUUUUAGCGGUUCAAUUGCUGCAACUUUUGGAACUGCUAGAAACUUGUCAGAAUUGUUCUUGCAAAGCAACAAGAUUUCAGGACUUCUACCUCCUGAAAUUUCCGGGGCUAUCAAUCUGGUAAAGAUUGAUAUUAGCAAUAAUCUCUUGUCUGGCCCAGUACCAUUUCAAAUAGGCUAUCUGACGAAGCUAAAUUUGUUGAUGCUGCAAGGCAACAUGCUGAAUUCUUCAGUCCCCAAAUCACUUUCUAUGUUGAAAUCUCUCAAUGUUCUUGAUCUCUCCAACAACAUGUUGUCUGGAAAUAUUCCAGAGAGUCUCAGUGUUUUGUUACCAAAUUCUAUCAACUUUUCAAACAACCGUCUUUCUGGUCCAAUUCCUCUAUCUCUGAUAAAAGGUGGGCUGUUAGAUAGUUUUUGGGGCAACCCAGGUCUCUGUGUUCCAGUCUUUGUUUCAUCAGAUCAAAAUUUCCCCAUAUGCUCACAGACUUACAACCGAAAGAGACUGAACUGUAUCUGGGUGAUAGGAGUUUCAGUAAUUAUCAUUAUAGUUGGAGCUCUCUUGUUUCUAAAACGUAAACUAAGUAAAGAAAAGUUCAUAGAACAAGAUGAGACCAUGUCUUCAUCAUUCUUUUCAUACAAUAUGAAGAGCUUCCAUCGAAUAAGUUUUGACCCACAAGAGAUACUGGAAGGCAUGGUUGAUAAAAACAAAGUGGGCCAAGGAGGAUCUGGAACGGUGUACAGAAUCCAAUUAAGAAGUGGGGAAGUUAUUGCAGCAAAGAGGCUAUGGAGUAAGAGAACAAAAGAUUCAGCUUCAGAAGAUCGAUUGCGUAUGGACAAACAAUUGAAAACAGAGGUUGGGACCCUGGGAAAUGUAAGGCACAAGAACAUAGUCAAAUUGUACAGUUAUGUCUCGAGUUUGGAUUGCAACGUAUUGGUUUACGAGUACAUGCCCAAUGGAAACCUCUGGGAUGCCCUUCACAACAGUCAGAUCCAUCUAGAUUGGCCUACCCGUCAUCAAAUAGCACUUGGAGUAGCACAAGGCUUGGCUUAUCUUCAUCAUGAUCUGCUGCCACCUAUAAUUCACAGAGAUAUAAAGUCAACCAAUAUCCUUUUAGACGUUAACUACCAGCCUAAGGUUGCAGAUUUUGGCAUAGCCAAAGUUUUGCAGGCUAGGGGAGGAAAAGAUUCCACUACCAUUGUCAUUGCAGGAACCUACGGUUACUUGGCUCCAGAGUAUGCAUAUUCAUACAAAGCCACCACCAAGUGUGAUGUCUACAGCUUUGGGGUAGUGCUGAUGGAAUUAAUAACAGGGAAGAAGCCACUGGAGGCAGACUUUGGAGAGAACAAGAAUAUCAUAUAUUGGAUUUCAUCAAAAGCAGACACCAAGGAAGGAGCUAUAGAAGUAUUGGACAAACGAUUGUCAGGGUGUUUCAGGGAUGAGAUGAUCCGGGUUCUGCGGAUUGCCAACUGCUGUACCUGUAACAACCCAGCCCUCCGCCCAACUAUGAAUGAGGUGGUCCAGAUGCUGAUUGAGGCAGACCCAUGCAGAUUCGAUUCUUGCAAGUCGUCCAAUAAGACCAAAGAGACGUCAACUGUCACUAAAAUAAACAGCACUAUUGAAUUAUGAUUGAGAUAGGAGUAUGGUAGGGUUAUAGGUGAAGUAUCAUAGCAUCUAUACAAUAGUAUAUAUUGUCCCUAAGGUUCUGAAACUUAUCAUGAAGAGCAACUUACUCUUUUAUAUUUUUUUUACUAACUAAAGUAGCUUGUAGAUUCUUAUCUC
Molecule: messenger RNA, 3401 nt
Organism: Manihot esculenta (cassava)
Lineage: Eukaryota; Viridiplantae; Streptophyta; Magnoliopsida; Malpighiales; Euphorbiaceae
Product: receptor protein-tyrosine kinase CEPR1
Exons: 2
Coding region: 240-3248 (1002 amino acids)
Biological process (GO): protein phosphorylation; hormone-mediated signaling pathway
Cellular component (GO): plasma membrane
Molecular function (GO): protein kinase activity; ATP binding; protein binding
Source: RefSeq, a predicted model, not a curated record